Messenger RNA from Nothoprocta perdicaria, 8581 nucleotides. RefSeq names its product C3 and PZP like, alpha-2-macroglobulin domain containing 8 (gene CPAMD8). NCBI's taxonomy places the organism in Eukaryota, Metazoa, Chordata, Aves, Tinamiformes, Tinamidae. Gene Ontology annotation, cellular component: extracellular region. The record is from RefSeq and is a predicted model, not a curated record. The coding region runs from base 1 to 5538 and encodes 1845 amino acids. Gene Ontology annotation, molecular function: endopeptidase inhibitor activity; protein binding. The transcript is spliced from 43 exons.
AUGCGCCGCGCCCGGGCGCUGCUGCCGCUGCUGCUCUGCAGCCUGAGCGCGGCGCAGCCGCCCGACACGCAGGGCUAUUUGAUUGCUGCACCUUCUGUUUUCCGUGCUGGUGUUGAGGAAUCUAUAAGUGUGACUAUCUUUAACUCUGUUAAGGAGACAACAGUCCAGAUUCAGUUAGUGGUCAAAGGAGAAACUGUGUCACGAGGCCAUGGAACAGUUUUGGAUAAAGGGACCAUUAAACUGAAGGUGCCUUCAGGACUUCGUGGACAAGCACAUCUAAAAGUUUGGGGCAACCGGCAUGUGACAGAGGAGGGUUACAUUUUUCACAACUAUACCACAGUGACCAUCGACAGCAAAGGGUCCUCAGUGUUCAUCCAGACCGAUAAACCCGUCUAUAAACCCAAGCAGAAGGUGUUAAUAAAUCUCUUUAUGGUGACUUCUGACCUGAGACCAAUCAAUGACAGGAUUGAAGCUUAUGUGGUGGAUCCUCGGGGGUCUCGUAUGAUAGAGUGGGACAAUUUGAAGCCAUUUUGCUGUGGAAUUGUAAAUAUGAGUUUUCCUUUGUCUGACCAGCCAGUGUUUGGCGAGUGGCUCAUCUUUGCUGAAAUGCAGGGGCACACGUACAACAAGUCCUUUGAAGUUCAGAAAUACGUGUUACCGAAAUUUGAGUUGCUGAUUGAACCCCCUCGCUACAUCCGUGACCUUUCGACAUGUGAAAAGGGAACUGUCCAUGCCAGAUACACAUUUGGAAAACCGGUGACAGGAAAGCUAAUUGUCAAUAUGACUAUAAAUGGAGUGGGGUACUACAGGCAUGAAGUGGGACACCCUGUCCUCAAAACCACCCAGAUCGAUGGCUCUGCUGUUUUUGACGUGUGUGUGAAAGACAUGAUGCCAGCUGAUGUUCCAGAACAUUUUCGAGGCACAGUCAAUAUCUGGGCCACGGUGACGAGCUCUGAUGGGAGCAAACAGGUGACGUUUGACGACUCAACACCGGUUCAGAAACAACUGAUUGAUAUCAAGUACUCUAAGGAUACUAGGAAACAGUUCAAGCCUGGAUUACCUUACAAAGGAAAGGUAGAAGUCACCUAUCCUGAUGGAAGCCCAGCUAACAGAGUGACCAUCCGAAUCAAAGCUGAACUAACACCAAAGGACAACGUUUAUACAAGUGAACUGAUAUCGAGAAAUGGCCUCGUGGAGUUUGAAAUCCCUUCCAUUCCUACAGCUGCCCAAUAUGUCUGGCUGGAGACUAAAGUGACAGCGAUUGAUGGGAAACCAGCAGGGGACCAAUAUCUCCCGAACUAUUUGUCCAUCAGUAGCUGGUACUCACCUAGCAAGUGCCACAUCCAGCUCCAGGCACCAGAUAAGCCUUUCCAGGUAGGAGAGGAGGCUUGGAUUGCAGUGAAGUCCACGUGUCCUUGCAACUUCACUCUGCAUUAUGAAGUAGCAUCACGAGGCAACAUCGUCCUUUCAGGCUUGCAGCAUAGUAACGUCACCCAGCAGAGGAGCAAAAGAGCUACCAGUCCUUUUGAGAGGGAUGUAGAUGUUGUACGUUCCCUAGGAAUAGCACCCACCAGUAAUCCUGUAGCAGAGGUUGAAGUCUGCAUGACCUUCCUGCACUUCUCAGUAGUUCACAGCAUGGCUCCCUUUGGCCGUUUGCUGGUGUAUUACGUCAGGGAGAACGGAGAAGGGGUCACAGACAGCCUGCAGUUCACUGUCAAGUCCUCCUUUGAAAACCAGGUUGCRGUGACGCUCUCGGCAAAUGAGACCAGACCUGGUGAUGUUGUGAACAUCAAGGUCACAGCAGCCAAAUCGAGCUGUGUGUGCAUUGCCACCGUGGAUAAGAGUGUUUACUUGCUGAAGACUGGUUUUCAGCUGACAGCCAGCCAGGUUUUUCAAGAGCUUGCUGACUAUGACGUAUCUGAUGCUUUUGGAGCUCCCAAGGAGGAAGGGCAUUUCUGGUGGCCAGGCAUGUCCUCACGUAGACGACGUCGAUCUUCAGUCUUCCCCUGGCACUGGGACAUCACCAAGGAUGCUCGCUUUGCAUUUACAGAAACCGGCUUGGUUGUAAUGACUGAUAUAGUCAGCCUGAACCACAGGCAGAACGGCGGCAUGUACACAGAUGAGGCUGUCCCAGCUUUCCAGCCACAUACUGGGACCUUAGUGGCUACAAUGCAUUCUAAAAUUGCACCAAGAGCAGAGAAGAGGAAAAGAACCUUCUUUCCUGAAACGUGGAUUUGGCACUGCCUCAAUGUCAGUAACGUAUCAGGAGAAGCCCAGCUGCGAGUGGAAGUGCCAGACUCCAUCACGACAUGGAUAACUGAAGCUGUGGGUCUGUCUGAAGAGAAGGGCUUGGGCAUUGCCACUCAAACAGAACUGAAGACAUUCAAGCCUUUCUUCAUUGAUUUCACCUUGCCAUACCAUGUCAUCCGAGGAGAACAGACCAAAAUCCCAUUGACUGUCUACAAUUACUUAACUGUCUGUGUAGAGGUUCAUGUGAAGAUUUCAGUUCCAAAAGGCAUCAAGUUUGUUGGGCAUCCUGGGAAACACCACCUGACAAGAAAGAAGUGUGUUGCCCCCGGGGAAGCUAAACCCACCUCUAUCGUUUUGUCCUUCAAUGAGCUUGGACUGAGCAACAUCACUGCAAAAGCUUUUGCUUAUGGUGGAACUAAUUGCUGUCAAGAUGGGAUGCAGACCUUAAAGAACAGCAAGCACUCGGAGGACAAUUACAUGGAUAAAAGGACCCCAGUUGGGAUGGAUCAUGUUCGCAGUAGUGUUAUUAUUGAGCCAGAGGGAUUGUCAAGAGAAUACACCUACAGUGUGUUUUUCUGCCCAAAUGAGAAAAUUCACAUUUCUACGCCAAACAAAUAUGAGUACCAAUACAUGCAGAAACCUGCCCAGAUGACCCACUUUGACAUUGCUGUGAAAGCACACAAUGAUGCUCACCUGGCCUUGUCCUCUGGUCCAUAUGACAUGGCAGAGAUGACUGAGAUUGUUAUUGGUGGACAUCAAAAUACUAAAACAUGGAUUUCCACCAGCAAAAUGGGUGAGCCAGUGGUCAGCGCGGACACAACUGGUAUCCUCUCCUGGGAUGAAUUCCGCAGCUUCUGGAUCAGCUGGAAAAAUGGAAUUAUCCAGGUUGGCCAUGGUACUCGGGUGCUAAAUGAAUCUAUUAUUGUGGAGUGGACAGUCCCCAAACAGCUUGAGGUGAAGUACAUUGGCUUUUCCACAGGCUGGGGGUCAAUGGGAGAGUUUAAAAUAUGGAGAAAAGAAGAGACUGAUGAAAAUCACAAUGAAGCGUUUACUCUUGGAGUUCCCCACAACAUAAUUCCAGGAUCAGAAAGAGCUACAGCUUCAAUAAUAGGAGAUGUGAUGGGUCCUACCCUAAACAACUUGGACAAUCUUUUGCGAUUACCAUUUGGGUGCGGAGAGCAGAACAUGAUCCAUUUUGCUCCCAAUGUUUUCGUCCUGAAAUAUCUGCAGAAAACCAAGCAACUCAGCCAUGAAGUGGAGAGUGAAGCUACUGAUUACCUUGUUCAAGGCUACCAGCGCCAGCUGACCUACAAGAGACAAGAUGGUUCAUACAGCGCUUUUGGCGAGAGGGAUUCCUCGGGGAGCAUGUGGCUCACAGCUUUUGUCCUCAAGUCCUUUGCGCAGUCUCGUGGAUUUAUUUUCAUUGAUCCAAAAGAGCUAACAGCUGCAAAAGACUGGAUCAUCCAGCAUCAGAAAGAAGAUGGUUCUUUUCCAGCUAUGGGCCGGAUACUAAACAAGGAUAUUCAGGGUGGAAUCCAUGGUAAGAUCUCCCUGACAGCUUAUGUGGUCGCAGCUCUUCUGGAAACAGGCAUAACUUCUGAGGAAGAAGAAACAGCUGUUGCCAAAGCAAAGCACUUCUUGGAGUCCAACUUAUAUUCAGCAGAGGAUCCCUACACUACCGCCUUGACAGCGUAUGCCCUGACACUGCUGCACAGUCCUUCUGCCUCCGUGACGCUGCGCAAAAUGAACAGCAUGGCAAUUACCCAAGAGGGCUUUACACACUGGAGCUUGACAGGAACUCUGGUUACUGAUGAAGAUACCUUCAUGGGAUUUAACGACGGUCUCUCUCAAUCAGUUGUUUCUGCAGAAGUGGAAAUGACAUCUUAUGCUCUUCUGACGUACACGCUCCUAGGAGACGUGGCCUCUGCACUCCCGGUUGUUAAAUGGCUUUCACAGCAGAGAAAUGCACUUGGGGGGUUCUCAUCUACUCAGGAUACGUGUGUAGCCCUGCAGGCUCUGUCUGAAUAUGCAAUCCUUUCAUAUGUUGGAGGAGUCAACCUUACCAUUUCCUUGGCUUCUACUAAUCUGGACUACCAGGAGACAUUUGAGCUUAACAAAAUAAAUAAAAAAGUCCUCCAGACUGCAGUGAUUCCCAGUAUCCCGACGGGGCUGUUUGUGAGUGCCAAAGGUGAAGGCUGCUGCCUGAUGCAGAUUGAUGUCACUUACAAUGUGCCUGAUCCUAUUGCCAAACCAGCUUUUCAGCUCCUGGUUAACCUGAAGGAACCAAAGUCAGAGCAGCAUCUUCAGGCUCCAAAUCUCCUGCGGUCUGUSUCUCCAGAUGAAAAUCGCUCUGAAGCCUUGCACAGAGAGAGGACACUGGUGGAUGAUGAUGACCCAGCUUCGGAUCAGGAUCAUCAGGAAUAUAAAGUCAUACUGGAGACAUGCACAAGAUGGCUGCACUCUGGAUCCUCUAACAUGGCUGUCCUGGAAGUGCCCUUAUUCUCAGGGUUUCGUGCAGAUAUUGAGAGCCUAGAGCAGUUACUGAUGAACAAGCAAAUUGGAUUAAAAAGAUAUGAAGUUGAUGGAAGAAAAGUACUUUUUUACUUUGAUGAGAUUCCUAGCCAGUGUAUGACGUGUGUGAAGUUUCAAGCUUUCAGAGAGUACAUAGUUGGGAAAACAGCUCCUGUUCCCAUCAAAGUGUAUGAUUACUACGAGCCAGCUUUCGAAGCAACUCGUUUCUACAACGUGAGUGAAAACAGUCCCUUGGCUCGAGAGCUCUGUGACGGGCCAACAUGCAAUGAGGUGGAAAGCUCAGCUAGCCAAUGGGUUGGCUUUGUUCAUUCUGGACCAUGCAAUAACAUUUUUGGCUGCCUGGAAGAUGAGUAUUUUGAGCAAUGCAUGUGCUCACGAGACUGUGGCUAUGACGGGGAGCCUGUUUGUGGAUCAGAUGGACUGAUUUAUCAGAACCAUUGCCAGAUGGAAGUAGCAUCGUGCAGGAAUAAUACAAGGAUAGAACAGGUCCCCAUGUCUCAAUGUUCUGCCUCCAAGAAUUUGCCAGAAGAAAGGGAGACCCACUUCCUCACAGUUGAGCAACCCAGCGUUCAACAAACUGCAGCAGCAGAGGAAGGCCCUCCGCUACAGUCAGAUCUGUCCUAUUACUCCUACGAAUACGACCCAGACCCCUAUGCCUCUGAAGCCGACGUUUUUGAGGUGGUGGCAGAACUGACGACAGCAAGCACGUUAAAAGAAGCAGARCGGAUUCAGGAAGUAGUGACCACAGUAGAAUGAAAUAUAUAAUUUAAAUGAAAAGAAGAGGCUUGGGAUGAACUCUUGGAUGAGUUUGUUCCCACAGAUGACCUGCUGCAGAACAGAAACCAAAUGAUGACUACUUCCUGCUGCCCUCAGAACUGUAGGCUUUGUUGCCCCAUGGCGGGAAUCUGGAGCUCUAGGGGGGACACUCAGCAUUAUUUUUGUCAGCUUUCCUGCCUUUUGUGCAUCACCUUAGGGGUGUUUCCAAGGAUGUGAGACCAGUAUGCUGUUCCCCUUUAGGCGAGAAAAAUAGGGGCUGGAAUUUGAAUCUUUAGGCCGUUUUGAAAUGUUUUCUCUGUUUCCAAUAUUCUACAAAGGCCAUUUCCUAGCUCCACUUAGCAGCUAAGUCCAAGGCCUUGUGCUUAACUGAACUGCUGUUUGAGGAAAGAUGGCUGAGAAGUUUUCUCUCAAAUUAUUAUUAUAAUAAAAGUCAGUGUUUYGCUAAUUGCAACAUAGCAAGAGGCUAAUCAUCUUCCCCAGCCCACAAGCCCACUGUACCCAGAGCACUGUCUCGCAAGAGAAAGACUUUCCCAAUGCCUCCAUGUUCAUCAAGGUUGUUUGGAGGGCCAUUUCACAAGAGAAAUGAAAUCUCCUGUCAGACUGACAGGGCUGGAAAGGGCUUUUCAGGUUUUGGCAGGCAGGUUGUGAGCCAAAGCAGCAACGAGGAUCAGGCAGGUGAGCCCCUUCGUGUUGCAUUACCACGUGCUGGUGAGGAGGAGGCUGCAUGCAGCCUUCUCAGCCCUGCAACCCGCUUUCCUCCUUGUCACCCUGGCAGGACAACACAACUGACCCAAGGCAGACUCCUGUUAAACACUUGCCCCGUUUCACCAAUCACGUUUAUUCUGCUCCCACCAGGGCCCUCCUGUGAUGGUGCUUCUGGAUGUGGUUGACUCUGUGCAUAGUCCAUAUGGCCCUGGGUCUGCUGGCCAGUGCAAACCACUCUGGUGUCACAGAGGCUGGACUCCCACAGCGUGACCUGCCCCAAGCCAUGUGGUGAAAUGAGAAACAAAAGCUUUAUGUCUCCCAAAUUUGGGGAGCCAACAUUUUUUGGUUUCCCUUCUUGCCUGGAGCAGCAGCAUCCUCUUUGGAGGAGUUGCAUGAAAUUGCCUGUUGCAAAACAGUGUUAAUAUUUUAUCCUCCCGCUUCUAUUGUUACCAAGACCCAGAGUGGGGUGGAAACUUCGUUUGAGAGUGUUUAUUGGUGAAUGGAAACAGGAAAAAGCCCAACUCCAUUCAUUUUUAGGGCUUAUUUACACAGGAACCAUGACAAAAUUAUAUCCCAGUACAGACAUUCCAUUCCAGAAUAAAAGCAAUUUUAUUCCAGAAAAAUGUCCACAUGGGGACCAAACAGGAGGUAUCCCAGAAGCUGGGUAUAUGUAGCUUGCAGUCUUUUUUUCUGGGGCCAGCUAUUUGCAGAAUGUAGCUGUCAAGAUGAAGGUCUGGGUCUUGAAAUUCCCAGAAAUUUCAGAGCUGCUUUUCUGGCAAGCUUUCAGGCCUUCUUUCACGGCUCCUCUGAGCUCUCCUCGCAGAACCCUGAUGUGGCUGCUGCCCCUGUGUACCCGCUGCUUCUCAGCAGAGGCUCUGGCCACGUCUCUUCAGUGUGCGGGAACAGACCACGUCCUCGCUGUGUCCCCACAGCACAGCGGAAGCGCUGGCGGCCGCAUUCCUCUCUGGCAGGUAAAUAAAUGCCUUUAAACUAAAUUCCAUCUCCAUGUAAGCAACGGGUCUGGCAGAUGCUGGCUAUUGUGUACACACACAGGCCUGAGUCAAUAUUUAUGCUCGGAGUAAAUAACAGACCUAGUGUAAGAUGCAACAAGAUUUUUUAAAUUUUCCCCUAAACAACCAAGCUGUGCAGCACAAGCCCUGCUGUUUGCUGGUUCAAACCUCAGUUGUUUAUCCUUGGAGUCUGGGAGAUGGAGACAUUUAGUCACCCUGCUAGUGUCCGUGUGACUAGCUUUCCCCUGAAGAUAGGACCUAAGCUCUUUGUUCUCAAACCUCCUGUCAUUAGUUCCUUUCUGGCUUUAGUUUCCUUGUCUCAGCCUUGUCUUGGGUUUUAAAUAGAUCUUUGAAGUCAUUUUAUAUUGCUUGGUCCUCUCGGAUCCUUGGAUAGUCAGACAGCAUCACCACUGGGGACAAGGAGAUGAAGGUAGGGAGCUUCAGCCGAGCACUAAUUUCAGUUUCCUUCAUUUUGGGCUUUGUUACUGUGAUGUACCAGUUCAAGCUUCAAACGUUUUCCCCUGAAAAUACUGAAUAAUUUUUUCUUGUGGUACCAGCCUUGUUCUGCAAGGUCCCUUUGUAUCCAUGCACUAACCUGCUUGGGUCAGGAGAGUCUUGCCUCUUUUAUCACCAGAGGAAUCGCCAGAGAGACGUGGGUUCUCCAGAAGAAUGAGGCAMAGCAGGCUUAGCAUGUGGUUAAGUGCAAGUGGUUAGAGGAGGACACACGAGCUCUGGUGCCAGAGCAAUUUUGGAAUUGUGGAUGCCCCUCUUCCUCUAUCACAAGCACAAGGACAUCUCAGCASUGAAAACUUGGGCUUUAAUUUUGGGAACAUCAGCCCUUCAUAGUUUGGGGAAAAGGCAUUGAUAGGUCUGUGUUUUUUUUCGCCAAGGAGGAGAAUUUGAUGGUGGAGAGCCAGCCAGAACGGCCARGCUGCUGCUCCUUUGGGCUUUGAAUUGUUUCUGUCUUGGACAUGCUUGCCUGCCUUUGUCAGAGAGAUGCUUCUCCUUUCCUUUCUCUGAUGGUCCCUCAUUUCAAAAGGAGAAAAGUGCCAAUAAGUUUGUAUGACACAGAGAUUUCUACUUGCAUCACGUUAUGUUACUGACUAGCUGCAGCAGUGCUAGUUACCAGCGAUUUUUGCUUGCAAUCCUUUUGAUGAAAUGAAUAUUUAUAUUUGUAACUGUACAUUAUGCAGAGUAAUCAUUGCCAUGAUAUUUAUUUUAAAGUAUUAGUUUCCUUGUCCAUUCUUGUCCGUGUGUUUUGAUCUUGUCCCUCUUCCUCCUUAAUGAUCCUCAGUAGAAAACAAGUA